Messenger RNA from Grosmannia clavigera kw1407, 2343 nucleotides. RefSeq names its product mitochondrial ATP-dependent RNA helicase. The coding region runs from base 1 to 2343 and encodes 780 amino acids. Gene Ontology annotation, molecular function: RNA helicase activity; ATP binding; hydrolase activity, acting on acid anhydrides. Gene Ontology annotation, biological process: RNA catabolic process; mitochondrial RNA 3'-end processing. Gene Ontology annotation, cellular component: mitochondrial degradosome. Lineage: Eukaryota; Fungi; Ascomycota; Sordariomycetes; Ophiostomatales; Ophiostomataceae. The record is from RefSeq and is a predicted model, not a curated record. The transcript has 2 exons.
AUGUUCGUCCUCCUGGACGCUAUCAGGACAAGGGCACCAUGCGCAGCUCGCUUGAGCCGGCUGUAUAGCACGGCUGCAGCGCCGUUGAUCCAGCGGGUGUCGACCAGGAAUCACCGGAACCUGGCGCUCAUCCGGCAGGACCUCCAAGCCACCCCAGGCACAAACAUAGGCUCAGGCAAGGGUUCAGGCAGGGGCCAAGGAUCACGGCGCGGCGGCAACCGGACACACGGCGCGACGGGCAGCCGGAAGAAGUAUGCGCUGUUCGGGGCGCUGGUGGACGAGCGGAUGACGAGCGUGCUGGAGGAGCUGGGGCCAUGGCAUCCAGAGCACCAUGAGUACCUGUCGUUUGGGCUGAACAGCCAGAAUGACGUGGACCGGCAGGCGAAGCUGUACCGGGCGGCGCUGGGGCAGAGCCUGCGGCUGGCAGCAGCCAAAGGGCUGGUGUCGCGGCAGGACAACGCCCUGUUCUGGAGCCUGCGCAACGCGUUUGUGCGGCGAGACGCAGCCGGGCUGCAGCGAGAGCUUCGCUACGGCUUCCAGAGCUUCGCGCUGCGGUCACAGCAGCCAAAGGCGGUGGAGACGUUGCAGGAGGGCCUGGCCGACUUCCGGUACCCGUACGAGUGGUUUCCGGCAACACGCAGCAUGCAGCGGACGAUCCAUCUGCACGUGGGCCCGACCAACUCGGGCAAGACAUAUCAGGCGCUGCAGGCGUUGGAGCGGGCACGCACAGGAAUCUAUGCCGGGCCGCUGCGGCUGCUAGCACACGAGAUCUACACGCGGAUGACGGCCAAGGGCCGGGCGUGCGCGCUGAUCACGGGCGAGGAGCAGCGCAUCCCCGAAGACGGCGACUCGUUCUUCCAGAGCUGCACGGUCGAGAUGACACCGCUCAACAAGCGGGUCGACGUGGCCGUGAUCGACGAGAUCCAGAUGAUGGCCGACGAGGACCGCGGCUGGGCCUGGACGCAGGCCCUGCUGGGUGUACAGGCCCGUGAAGUGCACCUCUGUGGCGAGGACCGAGCAGUCGACCUCGUGCGUGCUCUCUGUGCCCGCAUGGGCGACAAGUGUGUCGUGCACCGGUACGAGCGGCUCAGCGCGCUGCAGACCAUGUCCAAGAGCCUGCGCGGCGACUUUGGCAAUCUGCGCAAGGGCGAUGCCGUCGUCUCCUUCUCGCGCGUCGGUCUGCACACGCUCAAAUCCGGCAUUGAGAAGAUGACUGGCCGUCGCUGCGCCAUCGUCUACGGCUCGCUGCCGCCUGAGACCCGUGCCCAGCAGGCUGCCCUGUUCAACGAUCCCGACAACGACUACGAUUUUCUCGUCGCCAGCGAUGCCAUCGGCAUGGGCCUCAACCUCGAGAUCAAGCGCGUCAUCUUUGAGACCGCCACCAAGCACGACGGCAUGUCCUUUCGCCACCUGACCGUGUCCGAGAUCCGGCAGAUUGGCGGCCGCGCUGGCCGUUUCCGAACCGCCUCUCAGGCCGUCAAGACCGCCGCAGCCGUUGCCAGCACUCCUGCCACCACGCCUGCCACCACGCUCGCCAAGCGCUGGGGCACCCCCGGCUAUGUCGCCACGCUCGAAGACGAGGAUCUCAGCGUCGUGCAAGGCGCCUUUACUACCAAUGCCGAGCCGCUGCAGUGGGCUGGCAUCCAGCCGCCGACGUUUGCCAUUGAGCGCUUCGCCCGCUACUUCCCGCCCGAGACGCCGUUCAGCUUCAUCCUGCAGCGUGUCCGCGAGCUCUCCCGCAUCUCCGGCCGGUUCCGCCUCUGCACGCCCAACGAGAGCCUCGACGUGGCCGACAUCAUCCAGCCGUUUCCCCUCAGCAUCUACGACCGCUGCGUCUUCAUCACCGCCCCUUGCGCCCUACGUGACCCCGGCCAGAAGGAGAUUAUCGCCGCCAUGGCCCGCUGCGUCUCCCAGAUGAGCGGCGGCCAUCUGCUGGACAUUCCCGAGCUCAACCUCGAGAUCCUCGACGCCUCCCGCGACGACUACCACCUGGGCCACCAGCAGUACCUCGCCCGCCUCGAGGCCCUGCACAAGGCCAUCACUCUGUACCUCUGGCUCAGCUACCGCUACGUCGGCGUCUUUGUCAGCCAGGACCUCGCCUUCCACGUCAAGAGUCUGGUCGAGGACAAGAUCACCGAGUACCUCGAGAACCUGACCUUUGUGCCCGAGCGCCAGCAGCAGCGCGCCAAGACCCUCCGACAGCUCGCAAACAGGAACGUGCGCAGCACGGCCGAGAAGGGCCUCCUUGGCGACGACGACAACCAGCCGCAAAGGAGUAACAGUAACAGCGGCAUUGAAGCCCAGGGCAAGCCUGCCGACAGUACGGCCGUCGCUGCCGAGUAG